AUGCUGAUGAUAAGCUUGCUAGGCCUUGGCUGCCUGCUUAUCGUUAUCAGCAAACAACGCCGUUCAAUAUCAAUGCUGCGAAAACGAUCGCCAGUGCAACCACCAACUCAUGCCACCGCUUAUUUGUUCGCAGAACAACUAACAAAAUCGGACAAGAAAGCUGAUGACAGAUACAGCAUACCGUGGGAUCAAAAGUGCAGCUUACAUCCGUGCUGGAUGUUCAACGGGAAUGCACGUGGU
Molecule: messenger RNA, 240 nt
Organism: Gongylonema pulchrum
Lineage: Eukaryota; Metazoa; Nematoda; Chromadorea; Rhabditida; Gongylonematidae
Source: the annotation of a GenBank genome assembly